UUCCAGCAACCUGAGCAUUUGGCAUAGGAAUUCCGCGUCCGUUCUCAGGAGCAAUGGAUGAUCAACGUCGCGGCUGACAAAUGCUUCUACAAGUACAUGGCCGUGGUGAACGUUGUCAUACAGCUACGCGCCGAGAUCAAACAGCUAUGGAAUGAUGUUAUCGUCAGAGCCGUGCUCAAAAGGCGGAGAGUCAAAAUGGAUAGCUCUGCUGAGUACUUCCUCAACGGUUUAGACCGCAUCGUGACCCGGAACUACAUGCCAACGGAUGACGACAUUCUCCACGCUCGGUUGCCCACCCUCGGAAUCCAGGAGUAUUGCAUAAAGUUCUCGGACCCAGCGGUGCGGGCGGCUUUGAAUCUAAACGAGUGGUGGAUCUACGACAUUGGUGGCACCAGAAAGCAUAGAGCUAAAUGGGCGCAGUACUUCGACGAUGUACAUGUCAUCCUGUUCUUGGCGCCGGUGCAUUGUUUCGAUGAGCCAGCUGGUGGGGAGGCAACCAGGCCAGUCAGCAGACUAGGAACGAAGGAUAGACCUACAGCACCCGUGAGAGCAGACUCGGGGAGAAGAUCAAUCAGCCGCAUGAAGGACAUGUUUGAACUGUGGCAGUCUAUCUGCAGCAACGCGCUGCUGCGAAGAGCGACAAUGAUUUUGUUCUUGAACAAAACUGAUCUGCUCGAAAGAAAGAUUGCUGCGGGCAAGGACCCAAGGGUGCAUAUACCUGGUCAUUACAAUAGCAGAGACGCAGACAGCUACCUUUCUUGGUUGGAGAAGCAGUUCAGAGCUGCCCUAAGGAUUGUAGAUCAGACAGAAUCCAGACGAACAUGCUUCGUCUACCGCACGAGCGCCGUAGACAUCACUCGGACUAAAGUUACGCUUACCAGCAUACAAACGAUGGUCCUGGAGAAAAGCAUGAGAAAUGUCCAACUCAUAUGACGAUCGUCGCCAGCGGUGCCGACGUCAUCAUUGCUUCGAUCUCCUCAAAUCGGACUCUAGAUGUCUUACUUGCCCCUCUCCUCGUCUCCUAGCUUUUUGCGGGUUUUUCGUUCGUGUAUAAGGUUAUGAUUGGCGAUCCAUUCCACGAACGUCUCGGCUGCUUUCGUUAUCGUGACCUCGCGAAGAUCUUAGGCACAUCCUCGGUAACAUACGGCACCCCCAUUCAUCCUCGGAGGCUAGCUGCUCAGUGCUAGUACAACAUCAACUAGCCUAACAGUCGCCUGCUAGUCUCGAUUUCACUGCGGGGCGCUCAUGGUUAUUAUUUGCGCUAACAUCGCGCGACGCCUCUCACUGAUCCGCCGCGUCGGU
Phanerochaete carnosa HHB-10118-sp is the source of this 1302-nucleotide messenger RNA. RefSeq lists its product as uncharacterized. Gene Ontology annotation, biological process: adenylate cyclase-activating G protein-coupled receptor signaling pathway. Gene Ontology annotation, cellular component: heterotrimeric G-protein complex. Bases 58 to 933 code for a protein of 291 amino acids. NCBI's taxonomy places the organism in Eukaryota, Fungi, Basidiomycota, Agaricomycetes, Polyporales, Phanerochaetaceae. Gene Ontology annotation, molecular function: G-protein beta/gamma-subunit complex binding; G protein-coupled receptor binding; guanyl nucleotide binding. The transcript has 9 exons. The record is from RefSeq and is a predicted model, not a curated record.